This is a messenger RNA of Euleptes europaea (tarantolino), 3273 nucleotides long. RefSeq names its product SPT16 homolog, facilitates chromatin remodeling subunit (gene SUPT16H). Gene Ontology annotation, molecular function: nucleosome binding. Bases 91 to 3249 code for a protein of 1052 amino acids. Gene Ontology annotation, cellular component: FACT complex. Gene Ontology annotation, biological process: transcription elongation by RNA polymerase II; positive regulation of transcription elongation by RNA polymerase II. The record is from RefSeq and is a predicted model, not a curated record. The transcript has 26 exons. Lineage: Eukaryota; Metazoa; Chordata; Lepidosauria; Squamata; Sphaerodactylidae.
GUUUCGCUUCCGGGGCCGGCGGGGUCGCGGUGGCGGCGCGAACGAGGCGGGAGGUGGGGCCUGCUGCGGCGCAGCGGAGGAGCCGCUUCCAUGGCGCUGAGUCUGGACCGCGAGGCCUACUACCGCCGCAUCAAGCGUCUCUAUAGCAACUGGCAGAAAGGAGAAGACGAAUAUGCCACCAUCGAUGCCAUUGUGGUCUCUGUCGGCGUGGACGAAGAGACCGUCUAUGCCAAGUCCACUGCACUUCAGACGUGGCUUUUUGGCUACGAACUCACUGACACCAUCAUGGUCUUCUGCGAGGACAAGAUCCUCUUCAUGGCCAGCAAGAAGAAGGUGGAGUUUCUGAAGCAGAUUGCCAACAGCAAGAACAACGAAAGCACCAACGGGGUGCCAGCAAUCACAUUGCUUGUGCGGGAAAAGAAUGAAAGCAACAAGGCAAACUUCGACAAGAUGGUCGAAGCGUUGAAGGGCAGCAAGAACGGCAAGCGUAUCGGCAUCUUCGUCAAGGACAAGUUCCCGGGAGAAUUCAUGAACAGCUGGAACGGCUGCCUCAACAAGGAAGGCUUUGAGAAGGUGGACAUCAGUGCCGUGGUGGCCUACACCAUUGCCGUGAAGGAGGACGGGGAACUCGCCCUGAUGCGCAAAGCGGCAGCCAUCACCGCAGAAGUCUUCACCAAGUUCUUGAAGGAGCGGGUCAUGGAGAUCGUCGAUGUUGACGAGAAAGUACGGCACAGUAAGCUGGCAGAGUCGGUUGAGAAGGCCAUCGAGGAGAAGAAAUACCUCUCCGGGGCCGACCCCUCCACCGUGGAGAUGUGCUACCCUCCCAUCAUUCAGAGCGGAGGCCAUUACAAUCUCAAAUUCAGUGUUGUCAGUGAGAAGAGCUACAUGCACUUUGGCGUGAUCACUUGCGCCAUGGGGAUCCGCUACAAAUCCUACUGCUCCAACCUGGUGCGCACGCUCAUGGUCGACCCUCCCCAGGAGAUGCAAGAGAACUACGCUUUCCUACUGCAGCUUCAGGAAGAGAUGCUCAAAGAACUGCGGCAUGGCGUGAAGCUGUGCGAAGUCUAUGCUGCUGUCAUGGAUAUGGUGAAGAAGCAGAAGCCAGAGCUCUUGAGCAAAAUCACCAAGAACUUAGGGUUUGCCAUGGGCAUUGAGUUCCGAGAAGGUUCCCUCGUGAUCAACAGCAAGAACCAGUAUCGGCUCAAGAAAGGGAUGGUUUUCAGCCUCAACGUGGGGUUAUCGGAUCUUACCAACAAAGAGGGGAAGAAACCAGAGGAGAAGACUUACGCACUGUUUAUUGGGGAUACAGUGAUGGUGGAAGAGGACGGGGCAGCUACUCUCCUGACAGCCGUCAAGAAGAAGGUCAAGAAUGUCUCCAUUCUGCUCAAGAAGGAUGAUGAAGAUGAAGAGGAGGAAGAAAAGAACGAGGCCGUGGACAUGCUUGGGCGUAGCUCUCGGACGGCUCUGCUGACAGAAAGGACUCGGAACGAGAUGACAGCCGAGGAGAAGCGACGGGCGCACCAGAAGGAGUUAGCCGCGCAGCUCAACGAAGAAGCCCGGCGGCGACUGACAGAGCAAAAGGGCGAGCAGCAGAUCCAGAAGGCUCGUAAGUCAAACGUCUCCUACAAGAACCCGUCCCUGAUGCCAAAGGAGCUGCACAUCCGGGAGAUGAAGAUUUACAUCGACAAGAAGUACGAGACCGUCAUCAUGCCCGUCUUUGGCAUCGCCACGCCUUUCCACAUUGCCACGAUCAAGAACAUCAGUAUGUCUGUGGAAGGCGAUUACACCUACCUGAGAAUCAACUUCUAUUGUCCGGGCAGCGCCCUGGGUCGUAAUGAGGGCAACAUUUUCCCCAACCCCGAAGCCACCUUUGUGAAAGAAAUAACAUAUCGGGCUUCAAAUAUAAAAACGCCAGGGGAGCAGACCGUCCCGGCUCUCAACCUCCAGAACGCCUUCCGCAUCAUCAAGGAGGUGCAGAAGCGCUACAAAACCCGCGAGGCCGAGGAGAAAGAGAAGGAGGGGAUCGUCAAACAAGACUCUUUGGUGAUCAACCUGAACCGCAGCAAUCCCAAGCUGAAGGACCUUUACAUCCGCCCCAACAUUGCCCAGAAAAGGAUGCAGGGGUCCCUGGAGGCCCACGUCAACGGUUUCCGUUUCACCUCUGUGCGGGGAGACAAGGUAGACAUCCUGUACAACAACAUCAAACAUGCCGUGUUCCAACCCUGUGAUGGAGAGAUGAUCAUUGUUCUCCACUUUCACCUUAAGAACGCCAUCAUGUUUGGCAAGAAGCGCCAUACGGACGUGCAGUUCUACACCGAAGUGGGCGAGAUCACCACAGACCUGGGCAAGCAUCAGCACAUGCACGACCGGGAUGACCUCUAUGCCGAGCAGAUGGAGCGCGAAAUGAGACACAAGCUGAAGACGGCGUUCAAGAACUUCAUUGAGAAAGUGGAGUCCCUGACCAAGGAAGAACUGGAAUUUGAGGUGCCCUUCCGAGACCUGGGGUUCAACGGCGCCCCCUACAGAAGCACCUGCCUGCUCCAGCCGACCAGCAGCGCCUUGGUGAAUUGCACUGAGUGGCCCCCAUUCGUGGUGACGUUGGAUGAGGUGGAGCUGAUUCACUUCGAGCGGGUGCAGUUCCACCUGAAGAACUUCGACAUGGUCAUCGUCUACAAAGACUACAGCAAGAAGGUCACCAUGAUCAAUGCCAUCCCCGUGGCUUCGCUUGACCCCAUCAAAGAGUGGCUGAACUCUUGUGACAUUAAAUACACAGAAGGGGUGCAGUCUCUCAACUGGACCAAAAUCAUGAAAACCAUCGUGGAUGACCCGGAAGGCUUCUUUGAGCAAGGCGGCUGGUCGUUCCUUGAGCCCGAGGGAGAGGGAAGCGACGGCGAAGCCGGGGAGUCCGAAUCCGAGAUCGAGGACGAGACGUUUAACCCCUCUGAGGACGAAUAUGAGGAGGAGGAGGAGGACAGCGAUGAGGACUACUCUUCCGAGGCUGAGGAGUCAGAUGGCUCCAAGGAGUCCCUGGGCAGCGAGGAGGAGAGCGGGAAGGACUGGGAUGAACUCGAGGAGGAAGCGCGGAAAGCCGACCGGGAGAGCCGGUAUGAGGAGGAGGAGGAGCGGACCCGCACCGUCAGCCGCAAGAGGAAGGUCCCCUCGUCAUCCCAGAGCUCCGGCCACCACCGCAGUUCCCACAGCCGCAGCCCUGCCCGGAGCUCGGGCCCCCCCAAGAAGAAGAGGAAGUAGAUCGUGAACUCUAGCCUUUGUGUC